UUCAUUGAAUACAUAGAACAGUUAUGUUAUGACUUCAGUCUAGUGAGAAGCUGGAAAACUUUGUGAUAAUCCAAAUUAAAAGAGUGAAUCAGUGCUGUAAAUCUGCCAAAUGGAUAAAAGAAAGAAAGGAUCUCCUACAGAAUUAAGGCUUAUGGUGGUCGGCAGCAGGGGACCUUGGCAGUUCCUUCUAACAAAUGCCAUACUUGGGAGGGAGGAGUAUUCAAACGAUAUCACUGGCAUUUCUGACAGCAGGAAGAGCACUGGAGAGCUGGCUGGUAGACGAGUGGCUGUGGUCAAUGGACCAAACAUCUUUGACAAGGAUAUAUCUCAAACUAAAAGGAAGAUGGAGCUGAGAAGGUCUAAGUGCUUAUGUAUUCCUGGUCCCCAUGCCUUUCUUGUUGUCUUUGACAUGGAGAAAAUCUCCCCGAAUGAAAUAAGAACCCCCAAAUUGUUGAGGAAACGCUUUGGAAGACAUUGUCCGAGGCACUGCAUGGUUCUCCUGGCUUAUGAAGGAAACCUGGAGGGAGCUGACCUGGAAGACAGGGUGCAGAAGAGUGACUGGCCCCUGAAGGAACUGAUCGAGAAGUUCGGUGGACGCUUUCACGUUUUCAGCAAGAACUGGAGAGAUUGCAGCCAGGAAAGAGUGCUGCUGCAGAAGAUCGAGAGGAUGGUCGCCUCCUUAGGAGGGGGCUGCUUCUCCAGCAGAAGUUUCCAGAAGGCUGAGGACUGUGUGAGGAAGGAGGAGAAGAGGCUCAUGAAGCAGAGGACAGCAGAGAUAGAGAAGACAUGGAGGGAGAUGGAGAAGCAAUACAUAGCGGAGGAGCUGUAUCACCAGAAGGACGCCUACACCAGCAGUGUCAGUGCUGAGAUCAGAGCCAAGGCGGAGAUGGACAAUGGAUGGCUCAGAACCUCCAUGGCAAAAGGACUAGGGACGGGUUUAGUUGUGGGAGCUGUCAUGGGUGCACUGUUUGGGUCCAUAGAGGGGCCAGGAGGGAUGGUUCUUUAUGGGAUCAUAGGUGGUGCAGUAGGUGGAUCGGCAGGAGGAACAGCCCAGGUAGCUAUAGAGCAUAUUGAAGACAGAGUGGCUCCUCCUGCCCGACUGAACUUUAACUCAAUCUUCAUCAAUCGCUUUUUUGCAGCUCCUCGUCCAUGACAGCGAAUUUUUCAGGAAUAAAAUGAAAUGAAAUGUAUCUAAAUAUUGCUUAUGUAGUUUUUAAGGCUGACUUGAUACCAAAGUAGAUAAGAAAAUGUACCACUACCUUUAGGUUAAAACUAAAGCUUGGCUUGUUCUAUGCAAUGCAGCUGAAGUGAAUUACUGAUGGUCACAAACACUAAAUCUCAUGGCUGAUUUGAACUGUAAAUUUGUAUUUUGAAUAAACCAGUUGUCAUUUGUGACAGCACAUGUGAGAA
Molecule: messenger RNA, 1410 nt
Organism: Perca fluviatilis (European perch)
Lineage: Eukaryota; Metazoa; Chordata; Actinopteri; Perciformes; Percidae
Product: GTPase IMAP family member 9
Exons: 2
Coding region: 110-1153 (347 amino acids)
Molecular function (GO): GTP binding
Source: RefSeq, a predicted model, not a curated record